Molecule: messenger RNA, 572 nt
Organism: Brassica oleracea var. oleracea
Lineage: Eukaryota; Viridiplantae; Streptophyta; Magnoliopsida; Brassicales; Brassicaceae
Exons: 3
Coding region: 54-434 (126 amino acids)
Molecular function (GO): zinc ion binding
Source: RefSeq, a predicted model, not a curated record
CCUCGAUUCUGUCAAUAUUUCCGGGUCUUGAAUUCUUGAACAUUCCAAUAAGAAUGUCGACCUCCGCGAACCCUAGCUCUUCAACUGUUUCAGGCGGCAGGAAUGGUGGUAGUCGUCGACGGGAGAAGCAGAGGGGCCUACCGAAAUUCUGCCGCUGCGGUGAAGAAGCAACUAUCAAGACUUCCGAAACAGCAAAGAACCCGGGGAGGCUCUUCUACGGUUGUCCCAACGGAUCUGAAGGCGACAAAUACCAUUUGUUCACCUGGACUGACGAACGGGUUGUGGAAGAGGUGGAGGAUUUAAAGUGCUUGGUUUCCGAUCUAGAAGCGGAGCUGUCGGCGGUCAAAGCUGAUGUCGCUGGUCUGGAGAAACAGGUCGAACAUAGCAUGGUUAUGAUUGGGAUAGCGAGGAAUCGUUGCUGUACUAUUUUGUGAAUUUAAUGUUGUUUUAAUAUUCUCUUAUCAUUUUGGUUAUCCUGCUACUCUAUCUUAUCUAAUGUUUAAUGUUUUGCUUUCAAAUUAAAUAUUGUUCUAUCAUGUUGUUUUGUAUGCCCAGAUCAACAAUAGACAUUG